Messenger RNA from Euleptes europaea (tarantolino), 2610 nucleotides. RefSeq names its product acyl-CoA synthetase long chain family member 3 (gene ACSL3). Bases 19 to 2175 code for a protein of 718 amino acids. The record is from RefSeq and is a predicted model, not a curated record. Lineage: Eukaryota; Metazoa; Chordata; Lepidosauria; Squamata; Sphaerodactylidae. Gene Ontology annotation, biological process: long-chain fatty acid metabolic process; neuron differentiation; long-chain fatty-acyl-CoA metabolic process. Gene Ontology annotation, molecular function: long-chain fatty acid-CoA ligase activity. Gene Ontology annotation, cellular component: plasma membrane; endoplasmic reticulum; lipid droplet. The transcript is spliced from 14 exons.
AGUUUACAUUCUUCAAAAAUGGACACAAUGAAGCUAAAGCAUGAUGUCAGCCCUUUUCUUCUUCAUGCUUUAAAGUUUGUAAUCCUGAUAUAUACGAUCGUAACCUAUAUCCCCUGGUAUAUAUUUUCUGGAUCAAGAUAUGCCAUCGCCAAAUCAAGGCAAAUUAAAGCUAAACCAGUGCAUAGCAAGCCAGGUAGUGCAUACAGAUCUGUUAACAGUUUGCAUUGUUUAGCUUCUGUGUUAUAUCCUGGAUGUGAUACUCUUGACAAAGUUUUCAAGUAUGCCACAAGCAAAUAUAAGGAUAAGAAUCUGUUGGGAAUCCGGGAAAUCUUAAAGGAAGAAGAUGAAAUCCAGCCAUCUGGGAAAAUUUUUAAAAAGGUCAUCCUUGGAAACUAUAACUGGCUUUCGUACGAAGAUGUUUACAAUAAAGCUAAUAACUUUGGGAAAGGAUUAGCAGUGUUAGGCCAGCAACCAAAGACAACCAUCGCCAUCUUCUGUGAGACUCGAGCAGAAUGGAUGAUCACUGCACAGGCUUGUUUCAUGAACAACUAUCAGCUUGUUACACUAUAUGCCACUCUGGGCGGCCCUGCAAUAGUACAUGGAUUAAAUGAAACUGAAGUGACAACCAUUAUUACUAGCAGGGAAUUGAUGCAAACAAAAUUGAAGAGUAUUGCAUCUCAGAUUCCGCGGCUGCGCCACAUUAUUACUGUGGAUGGCAAACCAACAACAUGGGCAGAAUUCCCCAAAGGUGUAAUUGUUCACACUAUGACAUCUGUUCAAGCUAUGGGAGAGAAAGCAGAAAAUAUGUCACUCAACAAACAGAAAAUGAGACCAGUACCAUCAGACACUGCAGUCAUUAUGUACACAAGUGGUUCUACAGGAAUUCCCAAAGGAGUUAUGAUUUCACAUUGUAACCUUAUUUCUGGUAUAACUGGAAUGGCUGAAAGGAUUCCUCAUCUGGGAGAAAAAGAUGUUUACAUUGGAUACCUGCCUCUUGCUCAUGUUCUGGAGUUGAGUGCUGAGCUUGUUUGCCUGGCCCAUGGAUGCUGUAUCGGCUACUCGUCACCUCAGACUCUAAGUGAUCAGUCCUCUAAAAUAAAGAAAGGAAGUAAAGGUGAUGUUUCUUCACUGAAGCCAACUCUAAUGGCUGCUGUGCCGGAAAUCAUGGAUCGAAUCUACAAAAACGUAAUGAAUAGAGUUAAUGAAAUGUCCAAUUUCCAGCGUAAUCUGUUUAUAUUGGCUUACAAUUACAAGAUGGAACAGAUUUCAAAAGGCUACACGACUCCACUCUGUGACAGCCUUGUUUUCCGGAAAGUCCGAAUGCUGCUAGGUGGGAAGAUUCGGGUCUUGUUGUGUGGAGGAGCUCCACUUUCUGCAACAACGCAAAGAUUUAUGAACAUCUGUUUCUGCUGCCCUGUGGGACAGGGAUAUGGCCUAACAGAAUCCUCUGGGGCUGGAACAAUAACUGAAAUUUGGGACUAUACAACAGGCAGAGUGGGCGCUCCCUUGGUGUGCUGUGAAAUCAAACUGUUGAACUGGGAAGAAGGUGGAUACUUCAACACCGAUAAACCAUAUCCCAGAGGCGAGAUUCUUAUUGGAGGCCAAAAUGUGACAAUGGGCUACUACAAAAAUGAAGAACGAACCAAAGCUGAUUUUAUGGUAGAUGAGAAUGGACAGAGGUGGCUCUACACUGGAGAUAUUGGGGAAUUUCAUGCAGAUGGGUGUCUAAAAAUUAUUGAUCGUAAAAAAGAUCUUGUAAAGCUUCAAGCAGGAGAAUAUGUGUCUCUUGGUAAAGUUGAAGCCGCUUUGAAGAAUUUUCCACUAGUAGAUAAUAUUUGUGUAUAUGCAAGCAGUUUCCAGUCUUACAUCAUUGGGUUUAUUGUGCCAAACCAUAAAGAACUUACAGAACUAGCAAGAAAGAAAGGAUUUAAAGGAACUUGGGAAGAGAUAUGUCACUCUGCCGAAAUGGAGAAAGAAGUACAAAAGGUUUUAGCAGGUGCUGCGCACACAGCAAAUCUGGAGAAAUUUGAAAUUCCACUGAAAAUUCGUUUGUGCCCUGACCCAUGGACCCCAGAGACUGGUUUGGUGACAGAUGCCUUCAAAUUAAAACGUAAAGAGCUUACUGCGCACUACGAGGCAGAUAUUAAUCGAAUGUAUGGAACAAAAGUAAAAUAAUUCAUCCUUUCUUGCACCUGUUUGCUAUGGUGAGCUCAGAUCAAAUAGGAAAUACUUGAAUCACAUGUCUCAUCACUUGGGACCAACACAAAAACAUCUUUCAUCACUUUCAGCAUAUGCUGUUACUUCUGAUAAUAUCAACAUCUUUAAACUGGCAGGAUUAGUAAAAUUUUAAGGCAGCAAACUUGUGUCUGUCUCCUUUUUUCCCCAGUUUCCUUUGCUACCUUGUCAGUGUGUGACUUUUCCUAAAAGUCCUUUUGGACUAACAUGAUUUUGAAGCCUCAAGUUUUUAAAUCUGAUUUAUAAAUCCUGUACAAUGUUUUGUUUGUAACUUUUUGAAGUUUGGAUAUAUAGAGGGAUAACUUGGCGAUAUGAUUAGUUUGGGGGCCUUUUUUACAUAAGUAUUUAAAUAUUAAAGAGAGAUCAAUGUGAAAU